Molecule: messenger RNA, 778 nt
Organism: Microdochium trichocladiopsis
Lineage: Eukaryota; Fungi; Ascomycota; Sordariomycetes; Xylariales; Microdochiaceae
Exons: 1
Coding region: 1-708 (235 amino acids)
Source: RefSeq, a predicted model, not a curated record
AUGGUGCGCGUAUCUGCGCAGUAUGGCUGUGAAUGUACUGAGGCAUUCCUUCGACCAUGCUCAGCUAUCUGGGCACUGCUCCAGGAAGGUUACUCCCUGGAGCGGACUGGCGAGCUUCAGGCCUCUUGGCGGGAUGAUUGCCCUCUGCACAAAGCCUUCUUCAUACACAAGGCCCUCGUCGAAGCGCGCAGAGAAAAGGUGAAGCCAGAAGAAGAGCAGUCUUGGGCCUGGCUUCGUCACAUCAUCUGCAGCCGCUCGUACUUCGUUCAGCAGGGUCACCACGAGUCCUGGCUCGUCCUGCUCCGUCUGUGGUGUAUGAUCAUCACUGAGGACCUCUCACGUGUAUCGUAUAUGGCAUCAUCCCAGAUGACUCAAGCUGUCCAAACAGCAACCGACAUGGAAGGUCAAGUCAUGAGAGAGGCAUACCAUCACUUAUUCCGCUGGCUGAUUGACUGCGGGGGACAAAAUGCAGGAGGGCCUUCACACGACGAGAACCUGACGACCACAGUCAUGUACCAGCACUUGGAACACAGUCCUUCCAUCUUCAGCCGCUUCUAUCCUCGUCCGAACGAUCGCCGACCGCUGCAGACCUCAGCGUUCGACUAUGCUACGAUGCCAUGGGAGGUUCGACCGCUAUUAGGGCUGGCUCUUGAUCCAGUAGUGGCGCCUUUCGCUAGCGAACCUCCUGCAUCUCAGUCGUGGGCGUAGAAUAGCCACGAUGCCGCGCUGGCAUGUAGUGUAAAUCAUUGUUUCCUCGUAUGGCUGUUUCUCGAAUGAC